AUGAGAUCUUUUAUGAAGGUACAUCUGCGAAAUUCCGCGUCCUCUUUGGACAAGGAAUCCCAGACGCCCAACAGCAGUACACACGGUCAUAGUCAUGACUCCCCUUCUUUAGCGUUGAUGAAUUCAUCCAUCGUUAAUGCAGAUGUUAGUACUAGUUCGAGCGCAAUCACUAGUACGACGUCAUCGCCCAUCAAAAAGCUGCUUAGCCCUAUAAGAUACCCGAAGAAGAAACAUUCCACAGUCAGUUUACCGGGGUUACCUCAGUCGUCACCCAAGUUGGUCACAAAGUCCAGCUUCACCUCGCUUACCAGUGCUGCGUCCAACGGUACCUCCAACGCUUCCGGUGGUACAGGAUUCUUUUCCAGACUUAAGCAGCACGAGAGGCACUUUAGUGGAGAACUAGGACGUGUUGGUUUUGAUCGCCACAGUUUGGAAUCAAACGAAAAGCCUGUAUUAACGUGCGAUUCCUAUUCUUUCAAUUGUGCGGACUAUAUGUCCGGGUCUAUUGUGGCAUCUGUUCCCACUCACUUAAUGGUUAAUACUAGUGCUACUGAUACUGGUGUCCUUGAAUCUCCUACAACCAUCUUCGGCACCAAAACUCAUACUUGGGGCUUUGAUGAUGGUUCGAAUACACUUCAUCCUGGCCUAGUAAAACCUCCUAUUCCUGUGAAGUUGAGGAGUUUUGAGAAGGCUACAGGAGCCACAGGUACUAUGGAUAGCACUCCGGAUCACAAGAAUUCUGUCAGUUUUGUGAUAUCUGCCAAGCCUAAAAGACCAAAAAAGGACCGGACGAAAAGAUAUGGUUUUGUAGAAGACGAUGAUGUUGACGGAGAGGAUGAUGGCAAUGAUGACGAUGAGGUUUCGUUGGAUUCUGAUACCAGUUCGCAAUUUUCAUUUCAGGCUGGUGGUCGUAAUGCUUCCAUAAAGUACUACAAAUCCAAAGAUCAAAUUCGUAAGGAGCUGGAGGAAGAUAAGGAGAAGCAGAGUUCUGAGAACUUUAUGCAAUUCAUUAACUCUUGUGAGCCUUUGAAUGAGUUGGAUGAUGAUAUGAAUUACGUUGAUUUUGACGCAAGAGACGACACUGAUGAUUUGUUUAACAGAAGGAUGUUUUCAGAUGAUGAUGAAGAUGGGGAAGAAGAGCAUGAAGCAAGUUCAAGUCCGAAAGAAGGUCCAUCUGCUAAGCUCGAUUCAGAUGAUGGACCGGUUCCCUCGUCUUCUCCCAUUGAUCAGAAUGCGCAGAUUAGCAUGUUAUUACAACAACUUCGGGGUUCCUCGAUAGAAGAUAAGGCUGUUAGUUCUGAUGCCAUAGACUAUUGUAAGGUUCUUCAGCAUUCAACGGUUCCAGAAGAGGCUAUUAUAACUGAAUUACCACAACAAACUCUCAAUGUUUUAGAGCGUGAAACAAAUGAAGAUGGCGAGUCCUGCAUCUCUUUCAGUGAAGGCAAACCUCAAUCAGAGCUUCAUCCAUCGUCUUCUGAUUCAGUGAGAUAUAUGCACUCGGGGCCUCCCCGCAUUAGGAGCCUUAAAUACAAUCAGAUAGGUUCUGAUUUCGAAGAAGAUAAUUUGAACAAUAUCAAGAACAAAUACUCCUGGCUUCCUGGUGAAGAAAGGAAUAAGUCAAAGUCAAUUGACGACAAUGACAAUGAAUAUAUGGCACAAUUUCCAAGCGUGGAUAGUUCAAUGCUUGAUGAGGUUAACGAGAUACCGGAUGAGUAUGACUAUGAAGUCAAUUACGAUGAUCAGGGUAUUAAAUGUGGCAAUAGUCACGAUACUCUCUCUAGAUCAUCUUCGGCUCCUAAUAAUAAUACUCAAUCUGGUUUGGUGGCUGCUGGAAUUUCUGGCAAUCGGAUUAGCUUGAAUGAAAAGACAAUCACUCUGUUUAAUCCAAUAUCUCCUCCUUCAGAGUCUAAGUCUCCUGAAAACAUUCAGCUCUCUGAGCAUGCUCAAAUACCUUGUCUUCAUCCAGCAUUGAGGAAGCAUUAUUAUACCGAAUUUUUGAAUAAUGGUGGAAGGCCGUUGGGUGGAUUUUCCAGUAGAUACGAUGAAAUUUUGGGUGAUGACAAUCAUGACUUUAAUACGAAUGAUAUCAAUGAUGAAGAAGACGAGUUUACGUUCUUUUCCCCCAAGAUAUCGGAUGCAAAUAUUGGUGAGAGCUCUUUUUUGACAACCAUUACAGAAGCAUCCAAUGAAGACUUUCAACCGCAGCAUCAGUGA
Molecule: messenger RNA, 2214 nt
Organism: Brettanomyces nanus
Lineage: Eukaryota; Fungi; Ascomycota; Pichiomycetes; Pichiales; Pichiaceae
Exons: 1
Coding region: 1-2214 (737 amino acids)
Source: RefSeq, a predicted model, not a curated record